GGAUUACGGUACCACUCUCAUAUAAUCACUAACGUGUUGAUAUUGCGCAUGAAGGUUUUACAACUUUCUGUAGGGAGUGGGGGUGCUGGUUAGGCUAUUGGUUGCCCUGAGGAGUCGUCAUUUACAUGCGUCAGGAAUUACAGGAUAGUAGACAUCGUGGGCUAAGGGAAGAGUUAAGUUGUAUGUGGUAGUUUUAUGGAAUUUCUGUAGGAGACAUGGCUGCAAAAGAUUCGAAGCGUGAGACGUUAAGUCAUAUUUCUCUUUACCCAGAUCUUCAGGAAGAGUUUCAGGCAAAAGUGACUAAAAUUGCGAAACAUGCAAAGCAAGAAGUGCUGACUCCUGGUGUUGUAUACCUGGGCCAUAUCCCUGUAGGUUUUCAAGAACCACAAAUACGUGGUUAUUUCAGUCAGUUUGGAACAAUUACAAGGCUUCGACUUUCAAGGAGUAAAAAAACAGGCCACAGCAAAGGCUAUGCCUUUGUGGAAUUUGAAUGUGAUGAAGUUGCCAAAAUAGUUGCAGAGACUAUGAACAAUUACCUAUUCAAUGAAAGAAUUUUAAAGUGCCAUUUCAUGCCACCAGAGAAAGUACACCCAAGUUUGUUUAAAGGUUGUGAUAGGCUGUUUAAGAAACCAUGCAGGCCAUCAGUAGCUCGAUACAACAGAAAAAGAAAUGUGACCCAGAAGGCCAAGAUGAUAAAAAAAUUGACGGCAAAAGAGAACAAACUGCGUAAAAGACUUUCCGAAAAGGGAAUAGACUAUGAUUUUCCUGGAUUUGCUGCACAAAAACCAAAGAAGAAAAGGAAAGAAACUACAAAUCCAGACUCCCCCAUUGAAAAAUCUGAGAGUAGUGAGGCUGCAGAUAGACUUGAGAAGACAAAGAAACAAAGUACAGAGCCAGAAUCUCACCUGGAUAUAUCUGUAAACAGCCAGGAAAAAGGAUGGUGUAUCACUAUACUGAAGAAAAUAGUGAAGGAGCAUAGUAGUGUGAUGAGAGAAGUGAAAGAUAGGAGUUUAAAGAAAAAUCAACAAAUUGUGGAUAUUGUUAUAAGCUGUAUAGAAAAAAAAUUUAGUUAA
Molecule: messenger RNA, 1073 nt
Organism: Protopterus annectens (West African lungfish)
Lineage: Eukaryota; Metazoa; Chordata; Ceratodontiformes; Protopteridae
Gene: NIFK
Product: nucleolar protein interacting with the FHA domain of MKI67
Exons: 7
Coding region: 216-1073 (285 amino acids)
Biological process (GO): maturation of LSU-rRNA from tricistronic rRNA transcript (SSU-rRNA, 5.8S rRNA, LSU-rRNA)
Cellular component (GO): nucleolus
Molecular function (GO): RNA binding
Source: RefSeq, a predicted model, not a curated record